UCCUCUCGCUGCCUCCCCCCUUGCUCCUCUCCUCUCUGCUAUCUCUCUGAGAUCUUCCUUUGCCCCUUCCUCGCCGCCGGCGAAUUCUUACCGCCUCUAGGUCGUGACAUAAGGAACCUACAAAGCCACUGGCAGGUGGCUCCACACGACCCCUAGUUUCCGGGUCAACGGGUCCACCAGCCAACAGCCAAUAAACGAGGCAAUCACGGCAACCCUCUCGAGCCCAUUGGUCAGGUCAGGUCUUCCCACGCGGAAGGACGAGGAAGGUUCACGAAUCCCCUCCUCACUUCGCCCCUCCCCCUCUCCUAUUUCUUCUCUCCGGGCCCCGGGCCAAAAUUCCAUCCUAAGUUCCAUCGAAGAGGGCGGCAAGGGGCGAUCCGGAUAGCGCAAGAGCGACCAUGGCCUACGUCGAGAGAGGUGUUGUGAAAGGCAAACGGACAAUCUGGAGACUAAGCAUAAUCCCCGACUUCUUUAAGGCUAUUGUGAACUUCAUCAGAAUGUUCUUCCUCACAAUGUUUUCUAUCGAGAAAACAGACAGCUAUAAGAAAGGAUAUGGUAGUGGUAAGAAGUGGGAUGGUGGACCUGGUGGGGGAGGUCCUGGUGGGGGUCCAUAUGGUGGUGGGGGCGGCGGUGGAGGUGGCCCUCGCGGUCCUCGCACACUAUCUGACCUCCGAUCAAACGAUCAGAGUUCCCUCCCUGCUUGUGGAUCCUGCUGCGGAUGACAUCUUAACAAAAGAACAACAUAUUAUAAUGACAGAAAAACUUCCGUAUUUCAUUUCAGCAGAGCAAAAUCAUUGUGAUGCCGUGAAGAGUCUAGCAUGUCCAGUAUAUAUUCUGUAGCUUGUUUCUGAUGUGAUUUGCAUACUGUAUUCAUCAUCGCUUUGCCAUGCUGAAUUGUCCUGGAUGGAGUCAAAAUCUUAUCCUUAAUACUGGCUUCCUGUUGUGCAAUGUGAAUUUACUAUGUAUACCGUUUGUCUACUUUGUAAUUCCGUGGAGAUUGGAAUUGGCGAAUUGUUUGCUGUA
Messenger RNA from Triticum aestivum (bread wheat), 1023 nucleotides. RefSeq names its product selenoprotein K homolog. The transcript is spliced from 4 exons. The record is from RefSeq and is a predicted model, not a curated record. NCBI's taxonomy places the organism in Eukaryota, Viridiplantae, Streptophyta, Magnoliopsida, Poales, Poaceae. The coding region runs from base 399 to 722 and encodes 107 amino acids. Gene Ontology annotation, biological process: calcium ion transport; endoplasmic reticulum calcium ion homeostasis. Gene Ontology annotation, cellular component: endoplasmic reticulum membrane; Golgi apparatus.